AUGAAUCAAUCUCUGAUAGCGGUCCUUGGACUGCUUGCACUGUCCAUCGUCUACUUCUUCGUUGUGUGUUUCCUUUCUAACCGCUACCAUGCUCGAAAAGCAAGGGAAUUAGGAUGCCAACCACCUAAUCAACGACCUCAUCGCCUGCCGUUCGGCAUCGACCUCACCUGGCAAAUGAUCCAGGCUGACAGGGACCAAGUGGUUCCCGAUAUGUUCUUAGACGUCUAUCGAGAGGUCAGAAAGCCAACAUGGAUCCAAAACCUUCUUGGGACCAUGACUUUCACAACCUGCGACCCCAAGAACAUCCAGGCGCUUCUCGCAACACAGUUCCAUGACUUCGAGAUCGGGGAACUGCGCCGCGGCAACUUCUUCCCCAUGCUAGGGAACGGCAUCUUCACUGUUGACGGUAAAGCAUGGGAACAUUCUCGCGCCCUUCUUCGUCCUCAAUUCGCCCGUCAGCAGGUGGCGGACUUACAGCUUGAAGAAGAACAUGUCCAAGAUAUGUUCAAGCAUCUCACCACCAAGAAUGGUUGGACCGACCAAGUCGACUUAGUCCCUCUAUUCUUCCGUCUGACACUUGACUCUGCCACUGAAUUCCUCUUCGGCCAGAGUGUCAACUCCCAGAUUGCCACCUUGCCGGGCUAUACCAAGGAGUCCAAGCAACCUGGAGAGUUGGACUGGACGUCUUUUGCGCAUUGCUUUGACGGGGCGACCAUGUCGCUCGGUGCACGAGGUCGCCUGGGUGAGUUGUAUUGGCUACACUCUCCCAAGCACUUUCACGACAACUGCAAAGAAGUCCACAGAUUUGCUGACUACUACGUUAACCUGGCCUUGACCACUGACCAGCCUUCUUUGAACGGGCAUAACUUAGAAAAAGAUCAGAAGAAGGAAAAGUACGUUUUCUUGCAAGGACUUGUUCAAGCCACAAGAGAUCCGGUGGAAUUGAGAAGUCAGCUUCUGAACAUCCUCUUGGCUGGUCGUGACACUACAGCUGGUCUGCUUGGAUGGACAUUCUACCUUCUGGUCCGACACCCAGAAGUCUUCCAGAGACUCCGUGAAACCAUCCUCGAGGAAUUUGGCACAUUUAAUGACCCCAAGGCUAUUACUUUUGAAUCUCUCAAGGCGUGCACCUACCUUCAACACACUAUGUCCGAAGUCCUACGAAUGUACACCACGGUUCCUAUCAACAGCCGCCGGGCAGUGAGAGAUACGACAUUGCCUCGUGGCGGAGGUCCAGAUGGAACCGCCCCGCUGUAUGUGAGAAAGGGACAGGAAGUGAACUAUGUGGUUCACAUCAUGCAUCACCGGGAAGAUAUAUGGGGAGCCGACGCUGAUGAGUUCAAUCCUGAUAGAUGGGUCGGUCGCAAAGCAGGAUGGGAAUUCUUGCCUUUCAACGGAGGACCGCGAAUCUGCCUGGGACAACAAUUUGCAUUGACUGAGGCAGGCUACGUGAUUGUGCGCAUGCUCCAGAAGUUUGAUAUAAUCGAGACUUUCGAAACGGAUCCUGUCGCGCGACAUCAAUACAGUGUGACAACUGCACCUGCCCGAGUGCCCGUUCGCUUGCACGAAGCAACGGUGAAUUGA
Rhinocladiella mackenziei CBS 650.93 is the source of this 1584-nucleotide messenger RNA. RefSeq lists its product as uncharacterized. The coding region runs from base 1 to 1584 and encodes 527 amino acids. The record is from RefSeq and is a predicted model, not a curated record. NCBI's taxonomy places the organism in Eukaryota, Fungi, Ascomycota, Eurotiomycetes, Chaetothyriales, Herpotrichiellaceae. Gene Ontology annotation, molecular function: oxidoreductase activity, acting on paired donors, with incorporation or reduction of molecular oxygen, reduced flavin or flavoprotein as one donor, and incorporation of one atom of oxygen; heme binding; iron ion binding. The transcript has 2 exons.